Molecule: messenger RNA, 2932 nt
Organism: Nylanderia fulva
Lineage: Eukaryota; Metazoa; Arthropoda; Insecta; Hymenoptera; Formicidae
Gene: Tsr1
Product: Tsr1 ribosome assembly factor
Biological process (GO): endonucleolytic cleavage of tricistronic rRNA transcript (SSU-rRNA, 5.8S rRNA, LSU-rRNA); maturation of SSU-rRNA from tricistronic rRNA transcript (SSU-rRNA, 5.8S rRNA, LSU-rRNA); ribosome biogenesis
Cellular component (GO): preribosome, small subunit precursor; nucleus
Molecular function (GO): U3 snoRNA binding; GTP binding; GTPase activity
Source: RefSeq, a predicted model, not a curated record
GUGCGUACAAUGGCCAGUAAAAAAAAAUGUUGUUUUAGAUCGCAAAAUAUCGCUAGUUAAAGUUACUGAAAAGCAAGCUCUUCUAUUGGAUGUCGAAAUAUUUACUGAAAAUAAAUUUUUCUCCAAAACUGUCAUCAAAUGCUGCGCGCGUGUCUCUAGUAAUUUCCUAGCUCACGCGCGAUCUAACCUUUAAUUUUGUGAUUGCACGUGUUACGAAGAUUGGAACAAACUUUAUAGUAUUUAUCAGUUUAUUUGCAGGAUAAAGAGAAUUAUAUAAUAAUUUGUAGAGAAACUCAAACAGUGGCCAUAGAGAUUAACUUCGUUAAUCGAUCAAGUGCACUCUCGUACAAGAAAUCUUUAAAAAAAAUUGCACGUGUUAGAGUAUUAUGCAAAAGAAUCAUCAAAUGAGUGUAUUUUUAUUAGAAUUUAAGUGCCAAAUGAGCACUUAAACAUUUACAGAAGAUUUAUUAAUUAUAAUAAUAAUUAAUAUGAAUACAAAACAAGAAACGCACCGACCAGGUGCGUUGAAACAAUCUAAUAAGCAACACAAGACUGGAAGACAUCGUAGUAAAAGUGCUAUCAAUAAAGAUCUUAAAGGUAAACAAAAUAUCAAAACAUCAUUGAAACAUCUUAAGAAAAAUCUUCAGAGAGAUGCGCGUAGAAACCAAUUGUUGCAAAUCAGAAAGAAGAAGCGAGAGGAAAUACUAGCGCAAAAGAGAGAUCUUGGUGGUUUUUCUUCUGCGCCUGUUCUUAUCUGUAUUAUACCCUUGCAUAAUGAUAUAGACAUUCAAAGUGUUAUGUCUGUUAUAACUGGUAUGGAUGAAACUGCUAAUAUUUCUACCAGUCCAAGUGGGAUCACACAUAUAGGGAUACCAAAGUUAAAACAACGAUUUUCCAUCAUUGUGCCACCGAUAGAUAAUGUUUUAGCAACAUUAGAUGCAGCCAAAGUUGCUAAUACAAUACUCUUUAUAACUUCUGUCACGUUUCGGUUAAAUGGUGAUAAUAGUGAAAGAGAAAUUAUAGAUGAUGAAGGCCGGAAGAUAAUUGUGUCUUGUCUUGCUCAAGGUUUACCUACUACUAUAGUUGCAGUUCACAAUAUUCAGAAACUUCAUAUUAAAAAACGUCAGGAAUAUAAACAAUCUGUGCAACAUGCUAUUUCUAAAUGGCUUCCUGAUGAGAAAGUACUUGAAUUAGACACAGCAGACGAUUGCUUGAAUAUGUUACGUCGUGCAGGAUCACAAAAACAAAGAAGUGUAUUUUACAAAAAUAUGAGGCCGCACCUUUUAGCCGAAGAAUUUUCAUUUAAAUGUAAUGAGGAUUCACUCAAUUUGGGAACUCUUUCGGUCACUGGAUAUGUGCGAGGCUCAUGUCCACUGUCUGUUAAUAAUUUGGUUCAUAUACCAGGCUUUGGUGACUUUCAAAUGUCGUGCAUCAAAGAAUUAAGUGAUCCAUAUGAAAUUAUAUAUGCUAAUCGCAAGAAACGUUCUCCUGAUGAUGAGAUGAAGACAGAAGGAGAAACGAGAACAGUAGUUUUGUAUACUGCAGACCCUGAAAAACAGGAAUCUCUCGAAAGUGAAAUUAUUCCUGACCCAAUGGACGCUGAACAAACGUGGCCUACAGAAGAGGAAUUGGCUGAAGCAGCAGCCAAUAGAAAAAGAAAAAUUGUAAAAGUUGUACCAAAAGGUACUUCUGAAUAUCAAGCUGCGUGGAUACCAGAUGAAGAUGGAGAAAUUCUCAGUGCAUGUUCAGAAGAAUCAGAGGAUGAUAUGUCUGUGGAAGAAGCAAGAUCUGAAGCAGACAGUAAUAAAGAUUUAGAAGAUGAUGAAGAAUAUGAAACUAUUACGAUAUCAGAAGCUGCAAUGGAUGAUGAACAUUAUGAUCGAGAUAUCGAUGUACUUGAAGAGAAACAAGCAAUGGAUACGUUCAAAGAGGCAAAUUUGGACGCACAAUUUCCGGAUGAAGUGGAUACGCCCCAAGAGACAUUAGCUAAAACGAGAUUCCAAAAAUACCGAGGUCUCGAAUCAUUUCGUACCAGUCCAUGGGAUUCGAAGGAAAAUCUUCCCAUCGAUUAUUCUCGAAUAAUUGAAUUUGCAGAUUACGAUCGUAGACGAAAGCGUAUUUAUAAAGAAUGCAAAGAUAUCGAAGAGUCUGUAUGGCCAGGAAGAUAUGUAACACUUGAUAUCAUUCACGUUAAUACAGAAACUUUUAAGGCAUUUGCUACGAUGGUGAAUCAACCAUUAAUAGUGAUUGGUUUACUUCCAUAUGAACAUAAAAUGUCUGUAAUGAAUGUCGUAUUGAAACAUUCGAAUAAUUACACGCUACCGAUCAAAUCGAAGGAGAGAUUAGUAUUUCAGUGCGGAUUUAGACGAUUUACAGCGAAUCCAAUAUUCAGUCAACAUACAAAUGGCAAUAAACAUAAGUAUGAAAGAUACUUUCAUCCUGAAAAUACCGUCGUAGCAAGUAUGUAUGCACCAGUUACUUUCUCACCGUGUCCAGUACUUUGCUACAUUGAAAAUAAAAGUGGAGAGCUUGAAUUAAUUGCAACUGGAAAUGUGUUAUCUUGUAAUCCCAAUAGAAUUGUCUUGAAACGAGUCGUUCUAAGUGGUCAUCCGUAUAAAGUAAACAAGAGAUCAGUAGUUGUGCGCUUCAUGUUUUUUAAUCGUGAGGAUAUUGAAUGGUUCAAACCUGUUCAAUUAAGAACAAAAUACGGACGUAGAGGACAUAUAAAGGAAUCUCUUGGUACACAUGGGCAUAUGAAGUGUAUCUUCAAUGGUCAAUUAAAAUCUCAAGAUACAAUUCUAAUGAAUCUAUACAAACGAGUAUUUCCAAAGUGGACCUUUGAACCUUUAUUAUUGACACAACCAUCGUACAAAUCUGAAACCAUGCAGAUCGAAUAAUCUGUAUUUGUGGAAUUAAAACAUGUUUAAUUAUA